AUGGAUGCACGUAAUAAUGAGAUCCUUUGGUCAACGAACGUCUCAAACAUCGCAUCCCCCAACACCACAAGUGCUCAGCUUCUCACCACCGGAAACCUUGUGUUGCAAGAUAACGCCACAGGGACGAUACUGUGGCAGAGUUUCCAACACCCCACAGACACGUUCCUGCAGAGCAUGAAGAUUAGCGCCAACAGGAUCUCCGGCAAGAAAGUAAAACUAACCUCGUGGAGAACUCCUCAUGAUCCAUCUACUGGAGACUUCUCUGUGAGCCUUGAACGCCUUAGUAUCCCUGAAGCGUUCAUCUGGAGAGGGAAGAGUCAACCUCACUGGCGAAGUGGCCCAUGGAACGGUCAAAUAUUUCUUGGGAUACCCGAGAUGACCGCAAAUUUGAUGUUCGCGUUGGGUGCUGAGGGAAACUUAAAUGAGUACUACUGGGAUUAUUCAAAGAAGCAAUGGUCCAUGAUGUUGUCUGCUAUCAACACUGAGUGCGGUGUUUAUGGCAAGUGUGGAUGUGGAGUAUUUGCAAGUUGCGACCCUAAAACUUCACCUAUCUGCACUUGUUUGAGAGGGUAUGUUCCAAGGAAUGUAGAGGAGUGGAACAAACAAAACUGGAGCAGCGGCUGUGUUAGGAAGACACCUGUGCAGUGUGAGAGUGAGAAAGUCAUAAAAAAUAAUAGUAGUGUUGAAUCGGUAGCAGUAGAAGAUGGGUUUGUGAAGCUUCAGAAUACCAAGGUUCCAGACUAUGCUGAGUGGUUGUCUUCCAUUGACUUUGACUGCAGAACUGCGUGUUUGGGAAACUGCUCUUGCAAAGCGUAUGCUUAUGAUGUUGGAAUUGGUUGUAUGCUGUGGAGUGGAAACUUGAUUGACAUACAGAGAUUCUCAAUGGGAGGAACCGAUCUUUAUAUACGUGUUCCCUCUUCUGAGCUUGAGCAAGUAGAUGGAGCCACCAAGCAUACUUCACUCAACGUAGAAAAUAACUUACAACCAGUGAAAGUCCUUUUGAGAAUGUCAGAUAAGAGUAUAGCACUGGAACAUGAAGAACCAGAGCCCAAUACCUUUGUUCUUCCUCCAAGAAGAAAUAGAGGGAUGCCUUCUGAUCGGUACUCACUAGAACAUAUUUUCCGUAACUCAAGAUACCCGAUAAGGGUGGCUAGAGAAGGAAUAGAAAUUGUUGCAAAGGCUUUUUCUACCACACUCUUGACAAAAGACAUUCCAAGAACUGUCCUGGAAGCCAAUGAGAAAGCUGAAUGGCGAAAAGCCAUGAAUACAGAAAUGAAAGCUCUAGAGAAGAACGGAACUUGGGAGAAGUGUAUCCUAUACCGAUAG
Arachis ipaensis is the source of this 1326-nucleotide messenger RNA. Lineage: Eukaryota; Viridiplantae; Streptophyta; Magnoliopsida; Fabales; Fabaceae. The record is from RefSeq and is a predicted model, not a curated record.